Aspergillus bombycis is the source of this 1494-nucleotide messenger RNA. RefSeq names its product arylsulfotransferase family protein. The transcript is spliced from 2 exons. Lineage: Eukaryota; Fungi; Ascomycota; Eurotiomycetes; Eurotiales; Aspergillaceae. The record is from RefSeq and is a predicted model, not a curated record. The coding region runs from base 1 to 1494 and encodes 497 amino acids.
AUGCUGCAACUUGGAUCUCUUUUCAAUCAGUUCGUCUCUUUGCUCAGCUAUUGUGUAGUUACGGCAACGCUGAUUCAUAACCAGAGACCCGAUAUUCGUGCUCCGAUAUUAGAAGUGAGUCUUAAGGAUGACUCUCUUCUUACCCCGGGCUAUCUAUUUGUGGCACCAUAUGAAACCGAAUUACCAGGGCCAUAUAUCUAUGACACUGAUGGUAAUUUGGUAUGGAGCGGAGCCGAUGGGUCAACGACCGAGCUUUUUCAUGAUCUCCAGGUGUGUCCCUAUGAGGGAUCUGAUCAUCUAUGCUACUUCCAAGGAAAUCAAAUAGAAGGAUACGCUAGGGGUCGUAACGUCAUCCUGAAUCCAGACUAUAAACAAGCAGCGACUGUACAGAGUGGGGAUGGUUUGACCUUGAGCGAUAUGCAUGAGCUGAACAUUAUUGAUGAGACCUCCGUCCUCAUCGCGAUUUAUCAGCCGCGCCGCUAUAACCUAGAGGCGUUUGAUGUGCCCGCAGACAAUGGCUGGGUCAUGGACGGUGUGUUUCAAGAGAUCAAUAUCACGUCAGGCGAGGUCCUCUUUGAAUGGAGGUCUCUCGAUCAUGUUAACAUCUCUGAAACGUAUACCCCUCUGCGACUUAACACAGUCGUGGGUGAUGGUCUUAGCAAUGCGACGGCUUGGGACUACUUUCACAUCAAUUCUGUGGACAAGAACGAUGAUGGUGACUAUCUAGUAUCUGCUAGACAUACCAGCUGCAUUUACAAGAUAUCCGGCAAGGAUGGAUCCGUUCUGUGGCGGCUGGGCGGUACGAAUGGUUCAAUACAAAUGCAGGGCUACAACUUCUCCGCUCAACAUGACGCGCGCUUCCUGCAGGAGAACGAUACCACCACUGUCAUCUCACUCUUUGAUAACGGCAGCAAUGGCUAUAGGAACACGUCAUCGAGGUCCUCGGGUAUCAUCGUGUCAAUUGACAAUGAACAAAAUACCUCCAGCCUAAUGAAGAGAUACGAGGCCCCCGGUGACGGACUCCUAUCAACAAGCCAGGGAAACCUCCAAAUACUCCCGAAUCAACACGCUUUGGUCGGAUGGGGGAGCCAUCCUUCAAUAUCUGAGCAUACCGACGAUGGAACCGCCGUGUUCUUUGCAACAAUAAAUGAUCCGCGGACGAUGAACUACCGUGCUUUCAAAUUCAAUUGGACCGGAGAGCCAAGUGACGAGCCUGCCCUUCGUAGCUAUGCGGCUUCCCCGGGCGCUGCGACUACGUUCUGGGUCAGUUGGAAUGGUGCUACCAAUGUUGCCUUUUGGAACUUCUACGGCACGACUUCAGCGUCUGGUGAGUUUACGCUGGUAUCCAAGGUGGGCAGGCAGGGCUUUCAAACUACCUAUACUAGCCCCAAUUACCACCCCCGGGCAUAUGCAGAAGCGGUCGCGAGCGACGGCUCAAGCCUAGGGAAGUCGUCUGUCGUGGAUACGACGUCAACACUGUCCAAACUGGACUAG